Messenger RNA from Cryptomeria japonica (Japanese cedar), 2387 nucleotides. RefSeq lists its product as uncharacterized. The record is from RefSeq and is a predicted model, not a curated record. Gene Ontology annotation, molecular function: sulfotransferase activity. The transcript has 6 exons. NCBI's taxonomy places the organism in Eukaryota, Viridiplantae, Streptophyta, Pinopsida, Cupressales, Cupressaceae. Bases 709 to 1827 code for a protein of 372 amino acids.
UGAAUGUGGUCAUGGAGGAUGGUCAUGAGAAGCUUGGUGGCACUUUGGUCAUGUAAAACAUGUGAAAUGCAUCAUCACUACCUAUUUGCUGUUUAGAUGUCACUGCUUUAGAACAAGGGUGUCCCGCUUGUAAUAAUAAACUGAGCGACGAGAUUAUGGUUAUGAAGUUUGCAAUAAUCAAUGGACUUCCUUACAAGGCACUCCACAAUGAUGUAUAAUUAUAGGCAAUUAGCUUUUGCAAUGGAAAACACUGGAAAGCGGAGUUUGUCACAUUGUACGGUCUCCUAAAAAGGUCAAUUAUUUUUCAACUUUCAGACUUUGUCAGACACGCCGAGACCUAUGGUGUCCGCGGAUUUGUGCUGGUUACUUUGGUAUAUGUAGCGCGGAUUCUAAGGGCUUAGCUGUUAGCAAAUUGCCCGUGCUAUGGUGGGUGCAUUUUGCCUUUGGAGGAGGCAUCAAAACGCAUUUAUGGAUACCUAAAUCAUUUUGAAACGGCUUUCCCAGCUCAAAAUUUAGUGUGCUUAAAAUAGGCAUUGAAAAAUUAUUUUUGAAACUUAAAUUCUCUGAAUCUUACGCCAUUGCAACAUUUGUGAGCUGUGGGAAGUCUGAGUUGUGCAGCCUCUUCGCCUUGUUCAGAGCUAUUGAAAUGGAAGGGAAUUCUUUAAUUAGCUGUUAAUAGAUCCGGUCAAAUCUGCGUCUACUCCGUCAAUGUUGAAAAUGUUGGUUUGUGCUGCUGACAUCGCAGAGCGGAGGACUGUUCACAAAGGCGCAGCGGAUUACUUCAUCGCUUCAAAUAAUGAUUUACAACCUGGAAAGUCAUUGAAGAAAGCACCUGUAGUAUGGAGGGUACUAUUCCUGAUUUUUGCAACAGUAUGUGGUCUGUACAUGUUCUUUGUAUGUGGUAGACAGAUAAAUAUUCACAUGAGAUCAAGAUAUGUGCUCCUCAGACAACUGCUCGACAAAGGUUCUUGUCAGAAUCCAGUCACCAAAUCAGCAGAAUAUGUGCCUUUACACUAUCCUAUUCCCAAGACAUAUACCAGGUGCAUGGGCCUGAACUGGGAUGAAUGUGCGUGCACAGCUGUACAUUUGUUUGCUAUAUUAUCCAUGCAAAGGUCUGGUAGUGGAUGGUUUGAAACAUUACUCAAUAGCCAUCCCAAUAUCAGUUCACAUGGAGAAAUUUUUUCAGUAAAAGAAAGACGACAGAAUUUCUCCACCAUUUCUCAAACAUUAGAUACUGUUUAUAAUCUUGAUUGGUUCAGCAGUGCUUCCAAGAAUGAAUGCACAGCUGCAGUAGGCCUUAAAUGGAUGCUUAAUCAGGGAGCAAUGGAAUACAACAGAGAAGUGGUAGAAUAUUUUAAGAAAAGGGGCGUCUCUGUCAUAUUGUUGUUUAGGCGUAAUAUUCUACGUCGGUUGAUCUCUGUCUUAGCAAAUGCUUAUGACCGCAGUGCUAAGCAACUGAAUGGGACACACAAAUCCCAUGUGCACUCAAAGCAAGAGGCAGUUCUGCUAGCUGCAUAUAAGCCUCUAAUCAAUGUGACCUUCUUACAAACUAAUCUGCAACGUAUUGAGGAAGUGACAGACGAUGCUGUGAAGUUCUUUAAAAGCACUCGUCAUAUGAUAUUGUAUUAUGAGGACUUGAUAAAAGAUCAAAUGAUGCGGGAGGUGGAGGAGUUUCUCAAAGUGCCCCCACAUAAAUUAGAGAGCCGUCAGGUGAAAAUUCACACGCUACCGCUUUCAGAGCAGAUUGAAAACAGAGAUGAGGUCUACAAAAAACUGAAAGGAACCAAGUAUGAGGUGUUUAUGGAGGAGACAGACUAUGACAUGUGACUUUGUUAUCAUACAGUUCUGUAUACAACUGAAAAAGCGUCUAAUUUGCUUCAGUGUAAAUUGAUCACAUUCUUUUAUUUUUUUCCAAUCAAUACUAUCUGAAAUCAGUCUACUCAGAACAAAGAAGAUUUGUCAGCUGAAAUGCUUGUUCACCAAUGGUAAGUGGAGAGGUCAGCGAUCAUGAACAUAUCUUAUUCCUCUUCUUUCCUCUUGGAAACACAAUGAAACAAAUUACACUUCAUUCAUUGCUCUUUAAAGGGACUAGCAGAGGCCAGAUACAAAAGUGGUCAUCUAUUUUGAAAACAGGCUGUUGUAAUUGAAUGUUACAGUUAGCUGUGUUCCACUUUGUCCUUUCCUAAAUUUUGGUUAAGAUAUCGGCCUAUGAAGAGAAUCAAAAGAGGAGGAUACGGAUAAAGACAUUUGUUAAAUGCAAUUUUUACAUGUUGCUUCUGUAAGUUCAUAUAUAUGUGGCACAAGCUGCUUCGCACCCACUAUUUUGUUUGUGGUCAUUGAGAUAAACUACAUCUUACAAUGGUAUAAAUUAAAAUUUAAUUAUUGCA